Echinostoma caproni is the source of this 4575-nucleotide messenger RNA. NCBI's taxonomy places the organism in Eukaryota, Metazoa, Platyhelminthes, Trematoda, Plagiorchiida, Echinostomatidae. The record is from the annotation of a GenBank genome assembly.
AUGAGCAAAAGCAUUACAUGCGAGGUUCGGAGAAAGACUACUGAACUCUCCGAAACUCUGAUGAAUGCAAUUUCAUCCGAACCAAAACCUGAACAAUUUAAGAGCAAAGCAUAUAAAGAGGUCAAUCUGGUCCCGGUAGACUUACUGUCUACGACACACAUGCCGGUGUUGAAUGCGCCUUCGAAUUCACGAGAAUCAGACAUUCAAAGAUCUUCGGCCUUCUUGGCUCUCAGAUGGAAACAACAGAAACGUAAAAGAUAUCAGUUCGAGGAAGAACAGGGCAGUGAUUCGGAUGAGGUGAUGCACGGUCCGAUUUCUCUUCUAUCCAGUGAUGUGACAACAAGAAAACCAUCGAGUUUCCAUCUUUCCACUCAGUCCUCCGAAGCUGCCGAUACUGCCGAAGAUUACGCUAGUUCAGAUAGAAAAUAUAACGAACCGCAAUCCUUGGACACCUCAAUCCAUCCGUUGCCACUAAUAACAGCUUUUGAAAAAGACGGAGGAAGAAAGAAAACGACUACACAAUCAAGCAACCACAAUUUGGAUUCUGAUGGUCAACCGGUUCCCGGACGAGGCAACGAUUCUAGGCGCAAUUCAACCAUCCCUUCUGGUUCAUUUCUACCUCCUAUCAGAAGUAUCUCCAACCAGCACCAAUUAAACAACACUCCAACAACAGUGCUUGAGGACUUCUUCGGCACGCCUUACCAUGCUCCUGCUCGGGGUUUGUUGGGCUUAAGUCCACUGAAAAAAGUGUUUAACAACCGAGACAAGAGAUACGCCCUUCAGGAUUUGGACCAGAUGAAUGAUAUUGAUGUCAGUCCACAAAGAGGAAACCGAUUUUCACAAGAAGAAACGAACUCCCCGGCAGCCGAAACAGCACGUACAGAAAAGAAAACAUGGAGACGAUUAAAAGAUAAACUUUCCGAAUCCGGGGCCAAGACAGGAACUUCGGGAUGGUCCGACUUAUGCAUGACAAUGUGGAGUUACAAAACACCACCUGUUCGAGAACCUCAACUACCAUAUAUGUUGGAACUGUUACUGUCCGGGGAUGCAAAAGUAAUUUCCGAACGGAUUUUUGGUCAUCUUCGACCUGAACUGCACCUGGGUGAACAGCUGCGGGAUGUUGUCCGUGAAAUCUAUCACUUCUGCCCGAAAUCGAACACAGUGAAAGGAUUGAACAACUUUUUUGGUCUACGUCCGGGGAACAAGCUGCUUCUCAACACGAUAAAACCGGGACAAAUGGACAAAGAGUACGAAAAGUGUGUGUUCAACGCACUGAACGAAGGCCUGAAACACAGCAUCAUAUGCGAAGCUUCCUCACUGAAGACAGUGUACGAAAUCAGUAAACGGUUGGCGUUUGUGGUCAGUAUUGUGUUUAACGAAUUGAUUGGCUUGACUGCAGAGAAACUGAAUCCUGGUCUACCAAGGCCAAAUGAAGCCUUUGGAACCCCAGCCGGGUCAAGCGAAACUGUGCUGGCCGACGCGUUGACCUUCGAUCAACCGUUAGAAACUUUCCCCCAAAUCUAUGNAAUCUAUGCACACGAAGUACAAUGUACAGGUAUCAACUUUGAACAGGCGAUGCUGAACUUAGUUAAAGGAGCCAUAUACGGAACUGAUUUAUCUUCUCGUGGAGUCCUGACGGAACUUUUGGCGUCUGCUGGAGGUGGUAUUGAUGCACUUCGUCAGCUGCUUGUAGGAGAUGGAACCACUGCACCACUGGAUGCUUUGAAAGCGCUGUUGAUGAGAGAUGGGAACCCAUUAGAUGCCUUGGGUGAUUUAUUGCAAGGAAUUUCCGAUGAUCCACUCGAAGCUUUGUUAUCCCUUACUGAAACAUUGGGUGGCAAGGCUGCAGGAAUCGCGAACCUUCUAUCUACCUUGGAAGGUGAUCAAGCAGAAAAAUUGGCGGGACUAAUUCAGCGCGUUGGUGGUGGUUCUGAAGGCUUGCAAAAUUUGAUCAAAGUAGCUGGUGGCGGAGCAGAAGGAAUAGAAAAUAUAUUGGAGGCAAUUUUGGGCGGCAAACCGGGAAGUAACGAUGAGGUUGUAGCUGGUCUUGCCAGCAUUAUUGCGGCUGCCGGAGGAGGAGCGGAAGGUUUAUCCGGACUAAUAGAAGCUGCCGGGAAGGGUGCGGAAGGGUUAAAAAAUAUUCUCAGUGCCAGUGGUGGUGGAGAACAAGGUUUAAAAAAUCUUUUGAAUGCACUAGGAGAUGAUACCGAAGCAGCACUAUCCACACUAUUGGCCUCAGUGGGUGGUGGUAGUGAAGGUGUGACAAACUUGCUCAAUGCCGUUGGAGGAGGAAUUGAGGGGAUUAAAUCUGUGUUGAAUUCGAUAGGAGGGGAAGCGGAAGGACUGAAGAAACUAAUUGCUGCAGCCGGAAUUAAUCCGGCAGACGUUUUGCGUAGCCUGAUCAAGGCGGCAGGUGAUGAGAGUAAUGGUUUGGAAAACUUGAUAAGUAUUAUGGGGGAUGCGGGAUUUCAAGGCUUGCUCCAGGCUGCGGGUAGUGAUCCGGCGGAUGCAUUACGCAAUAUCCUGGAAGCAGCGGGUGGUGGAGUGGAGGCCACAAAACAACUGCUUGGAGCGUUAGGUGGAGGUGCGAACGGGUUGCAGACUUUGUUGAGCGCGAUGGGUCCGGACCCGGAAACAGCCCUGAAGAACCUGUUGACCGCAACCGGUGGAGGUGCAGAAGGUUUAAUGAAUCUAUUAAAGGCCAACGGCGGUGGAGCUGAGGCACUGAUGAACCUACUCAAAGCCGUCGGUGGUACAGAGAAAGACGCUUUGAAUAUCAUACUGAAUGCUGUCGGUGGAGGAGUUGAAGGUCUAAAAAAUCUGUUGAAAGCUUCUGGUGAUGAAGCAGAGGCACUGGCAUUCAUUCUUGAAGCGGCUGGUGGAGGUGCUCGCGGUCUGAUGAACCUACUGAGUAGUCUCGAUGAUGACCCGGUGAAAGCACUAAGCGCUUUGCUUUCUGAUUCAGGUCCAGGUUUAACAAAUCUGCUUCGUGCAACCGGAGGUGGUGCUCAAGGCCUUCAAACUCUACUCAAUACGAUUGGUGGGGGUACACAAGGAUUGGCCAAUUUAUUAACGGCUUUGGGUGGUACGGAUGAUAACCGGUUGGAUGCGCUAAAAUCUCUGAUUUCACAAACUGGUGGAGGAGUUGAAGGGCUAACCAACUUGAUUCAAGCACUCGGUGGGGGUGCGGNGGGUUUGAGUACCUUGCUGGCCACACUCGGGGGAGGUGAGAACAGCAUCAAGCAAUUGCUCGAGACCAUGGGUGGAGGUAGCGAAGGUCUGAGUCAGCUACUGUUCGCAUUUGGUAAUCAUCCCGAAGAAGGCGUUCGUGCACUUUUAAGGGCAGCUGGCGGUGGAGUCGCCGGUUUGAAUGCUUUGCUAAACCUGAUAAGUGACGAUCCUAACGGUUUGAGUAAGUUGAUGAGUUCUUUGGGUGGUGGAGCGGAAGGACUUAAAACUUUGCUUGCCGCGUGUGGAGAAAAUCCUGCAGAAACUUUGAAAGCAUUGAUAGCAUCUAUGGGUGGUGGCCCUGAAGGUUUGAAACAAUUGCUUCUUUCUAUGGGCAUGGACCCUAACGAUCCAGAAUCGCUAAGGGCAUUGCUAUCAGUCUUCGGUGGGGCGGAAGAAGGCUUGACAUCGUUAGUGGCUGCGUUGGGAGGCGCCCUGAUGAAGGCAGCGGCAGAUGAGUCUGGUAACGGCUUGGCUAAUCUACUUGCGGGCCUCGGUGAUGGAGAACAAGCUUUGUCCGCUUUAAUUGCCGCUGCAGGUGGUGGAGAAAAAGGGCUACAGGCAUUGUUAAAGGCUGCAAAUAAUAUUGCAGAGAAUGGAGAUGGUCUCACUGCCUUGAUCGCCGCCGCUGGAGGAGGAGUCGAUGGAUUGACAGCUUUGAUUGGAGCCGCAGGUGGUGGUGAGCAGGGAUUGGCUACUUUACUAGCUGCCGCGGCAGCUGCUUCUAUGGGAGCAAAUGAUCCGGACAUUCAAGCAGAUAUUUUAAAGCGCCUAAUUGAAGCUGGCGGUGGUGGAACGGAGGGUUUACAGAACCUAUUGAAAGCUGCUGCAGGACCUGGCGGCGAUUCAAUUGUAGGACUUCAGAGUUUGCUAGCAGUUUUGGGUGACAGUACAAAUGCCAUUGAAAUACUGCUGAAGGCGGCUGGUGGUGGGGCUGAUGGACUAGCGACUAUCCUUGCCGCAACUGGAGGUGGUUCCGAAGCGCUUCAAUUGCUCAUUGAAAUCGCCGGUGGCAGUACAGAAGGACUUAAGAAAUUGAUGGAAGUAGCAAAUCUCAAGGACGGUGAACAACUGGCGAACGUACUUGCAACCGCUGGAUUGGAUCAUUCCUUGAUCGAGGCUGCGAGGACGGGAGAUUUCCUAAGCUUAACAGAACGAAUCAAAUUUCUGGCCAACGAGGAAAGAAAACAACGUGCUAUGCUAAGUAAACCGAAAGAUUUGUGGCCGGAAGAGAAAGAAUGGUUACGGACACGAGCUCUUGGUCCUCCUGGUAAGUUACAGAAAGCAAUCCCUGCUAGCCACUACUGUAACACAAGUCUGUGCAUCUUGCAUUCUAUAGUUCGUUGA